GACAAGCGGAGGUCCGAUAGUGGAUUCCAGGAGUUUGCACUAGUACUGUAAAUUACUCGAGUAGAGUACUAGUACUCUGUGCUAGUACUUGUACAAGUACAUCGGGUGAAAACUUGAGCGCCACAAGGCUUUGGAUCGGAGGUCCAGGUGUCCAAGUGUUCCAGAAGCUACGGCCAGAGAAAAAGAAAAUAAGGCGGAAGGAAAAAAAAAUCCAAAGUGCAGAAAAGUUAAUAAUCCCCCCAACGAUACCGGUAACCUCUCUCUUUCCGAUUAACGAGUAACAUCCAGGGCAUUCUGCGGCUGCAUACCGGCACUGUGCGGCACUGCACUCGUACCAUACACAAGCCCCGCGUUGAACGACACUUCUGGCUCGUGCAUUGGUCGUUCCCUCCAAGGGGCCCCUCUUCUUCCUUUCCCUUCCCUACUUUUUCCCCAAGCAUCCUGUCCACAAUUCCCAUCUCACCCCCUAGUUUCUCGACAAUUCUUCUUUUUAGCCUUUGGUCUGCACCAGAUAAUUGCCGACACAUUCAAACAUUAUCGCAAGUGCAAAGCAAGCAAACUCAGGCACGAGCGAGGGGAAGAAAAAAAAAGAAAAAAAACUGCAACAAACGGAACAUCACGGAAGAAGACAGAAACAACACUUCCUUUUUCUUCGAACCGAAAAAUAACCUCUUCGUCAUCGCCACAUCGCCGGUACCAGACGGCAAGGACAGACAGGGGCGGCGAAUAUCAUUCAGAUCCAAUGAGCUUUUCGACAGUUGCUGAUAUUCCGGUCAGGGUCACGUCUGAUAAUGCUGCUUCUGAGCGCCGACUCUCCCCAUCGUGGAGCAUCACUGAGCUCAAGAAUAAGCUUGAACCCGUCACCGGCAUCCCUCCACCUUCACAGCAACUCACGCUGCGUGUGCCACAUGCUCCUCAACCUAUACCCAUCUGGAGCCAUGAUGAGGAAAACACGCAGAUAGCAGCCUUUCCUCUUCAGCCUUACGCUGAACUCCACGUAUGACACCCCUUCCCAUCCAUUGUUCCUUUUUCCUCCUCCUACCUGCCGACCCGCCACUCUGAGAGGUAUUCUAGUCUGCUCCUUCCCUUUCUUUACGCUACCCUGCGUCUGCCAAGUCCUCGUAUAUAGUACUCGAGUACCUCAGGGACGCACUGCACAUCUCCUUUCCCGCCUACACUUUCUGCCCCAAUCGCCCAUAGUUCCUUUUUUUUCUCCCUUUGCUUUUCACACAAGAUCCUAUCAUUUAUUUAUUUAUUCCCCUUACCUCUCUUGAUUAUAAAAUUAUUUAUUUAUUCCAAUUUCUUCCCCUGUCAUCCCCCAUUUGUCUUAUGCACAACGUUCCUUUUCCGACGAGAAAAGGCACCUCACCGUCGUUGUUACGUAGCGUACAACCCUUGUCUCCCGUUGUCUCAAAAUGAGAAAAAAUAUGAGAAAAGCAGCGAACAGGGGUGGGGAGGAGAAGAAAACACUCCGAUUUGACACACCGUUUUUUGACGUUUGUUUCAUAUCCACGCCAAUAGGUUGCGGAUUCGCGUCCGCUCGCAGCCCGCCCCAAUUUCGCGGAUACUACUGGUGUCGAGAAAUAUGUGAUGCCGGAGGAGGAGUAUGAUAAGCUCCAAGAUAGUGUGCUUGCUUGGAAAAAGAGGAAUAAGCUCGGCCGGUUCGACCCGGAUAAGGAGGAGAAGGACCGAAUGGAGCUGAAGAGACAGUACGACGAGGUGGGCGCUAGAAGGAUAGUGGUAGGUGCCAGGUGCCGAGUCGGAGCAUCGGACCUAGGUCGUAGGGGUACGAUCAGGUACGUUGGGGAGGUUAACGAGAUUCCUAACGGUGGCGUAUGGGUUGGCGUUGAGACGGACGAACCAACAGGUAAAAUCAGAUUCUUCCCCCCAACCCCUCGACUGGCGCCAUCUUCGCGGCACCGGGGGAGAAAUGCAAGGUACACACAUUUUUUCCUUCUAGAAGCUAACCCUAGUUCUGCGUUGCAGGGAGGAACGACGGAUCUAUUCAGGGAAAGUCCUACUUCAAGUGUGAGGCCAAGCAUGGGUCCUUUGUCCGGCCUGAUCGCAUUGAGGUUGGGGAUUUUCCUGAGAUUGACGAUCUAGGCGAUCUGGAGGAGAUAUAGUACCCCAAAGGGAAUUAGCGUUAAUCAAGCACCUGCUAGCUCUCCCC
This is a messenger RNA of Tuber aestivum (summer truffle), 2170 nucleotides long. NCBI's taxonomy places the organism in Eukaryota, Fungi, Ascomycota, Pezizomycetes, Pezizales, Tuberaceae. The record is from the annotation of a GenBank genome assembly.